Molecule: messenger RNA, 2700 nt
Organism: Cotesia congregata
Lineage: Eukaryota; Metazoa; Arthropoda; Insecta; Hymenoptera; Braconidae
Source: the annotation of a GenBank genome assembly
AUGGAUAGAAAGAUAUUUAUAUUUUUAACAUUUAUUACUUCAAAUUAUCUCACGGCUGGCAAGUUGUACGUUAAUGUCAGCGGCGAUAUAACACUUGGAGCGCUUUUUCCCGUCCACAAGAAAGGCUCCGACGGCAAGAGCUGCGGUAAUAUUCAGCUAGAAGAUGGUAUUCAACCUCUAGAGGCAAUGCUUUUCACUGUACAACAGAUAAAUCAAAAUCCGAGAAUCCUACCGGGGAUAAAACUCGGUGUUCUUGCUUUUGAUUCCUGUGACAAUCCAAAUCAUGCGCUGCAGCAGGCAUUGAAUUUCGUAAAGGGGUUCAUAGCUCACGUGAACGAAUACCACGACACGGAAUUCCAGUGCUCAGACGGGAGCGUUCCAAGAUUUCUGGGCGGAGGGUUUGAUAAAGUCGUCUCAGUUCUUGCCGCCCAGUCGAGUUCCGUAACGCUACAGGUUGCCUCGAUGCUCCGACUAUUUGGUGUACCUCAAAUAUCAUACAUGGCGACUUCACCAUCGCUGAGUAGCAAAGAAAAAUAUCCGCAUUUUUUUCGAACCGUACCAAGUGACAUGAAUCAAGCGCACGCUAUGCUAGAAAUUCUCAAGCGAUUUGAGUGGACUUAUGUGUCAGUGGUCUACUCCGACACCGAGUACGGUAAUCACGGAUACGAGACCUUAGUUUCGCUGGCCAACAACUAUUCAAUCUGCUUCAGUGCGCCACAGAGGAUAGACAAGGAGCAUUUCGUAGCAGAAGACUACGAUAACGUCAUUCGUACAAUCACUAACAAAACUCAAGUUAGAGUGGUAGUACUUUUCGCGGAGAAAACAACAACUCUUCGAGUACUCGAAGCCGCCCGACGACUUGGAGUUGGCACGAGAUUUGUGUGGAUUGGAAGCGACGCUUGGCCAAGUACAAAUCAUCGUGAUUUGCACAGUUCGGGAAAUUACAAUAGGGACCAAGAAACUGUUGUGCUGGAGGGGGCGCUUGCUGUUCAACCCUUGUCGAGACACUUGGGUGGUUUUGAUGAUUACUUUACUAAUCUGACCCUAAGUCACGCUGAAGUCAAUCCUUGGUUUCAGGAACUUUGGCAGGAGUACCAUAAGUGUGAUAAAGAUACUUUGGAUGGCUGUGAUGAUCCAUCAAUGAAAAUGAAAUAUCGCACAGCUUACAAGCAGCAAAGAUUCAUCCACUUCGUUCGGGACGCGGUUUACGCGGUGGCUCAUGCGUUGCAUAAUCUACAGGUGGAGGCAUGUGGGAAGAAUUUCAUCGGUAUUUGCGACAGAAUGAGACAUAUAGACGGUGAAACUCUGUCAAAGUACUUGAGCACGGUCACGUUCAAAGAUGAAGCCGGUAAUCCAUUUAGGUUCGUUAACAAAGUUGACGGUCCACCCCGCUAUUCUAUUUUGAAUUUCCAGCGCGAAGACGACGGAACUUAUCGCUGGCACGUUGUCGGCAAUUAUACCCAAACGAACGGCGAGAAGUCGGUUUUGUUCGUCGACGAAACAAAGUUAAAAUAUCGCAACGAAAAUGAAUCAGGAGCGAAAUUUUUCCCCAGAUCGGCUUGCUCGUCGCCUUGCCAGCAUAACCAGGUCGCUGUUAGGGAAAAACAGGACGCUUGUUGCUGGCACUGCCAAGAUUGUGGCUCCUAUCAAUUCAAAGCUGACGAGCACCGCUGCCAAGACUGCGAAAAAGGAAAAAAGCCCACCAGUGACAGAAAAAGUUGCGAAUUAGUCGAGGAAGAAUUUAUUGAUUACUCGAGUCCUUGGGCCGUCGGCGCGAUGGCUGUUGCUAGUUGCGGAAUACUAGCGACUAUCUUUGUACUAUCAGUUCUCUGGAUUUACAGCGACACGCCGAUAAUAAAAGCCUCCGGUCGCGAAUUGUCCUCGCUAUUAUUGGUAGGAACGCUGAUAUCAUUUCUGAUGACGUUCGCUAUUGUCGCGGAACCGAAUGUCGAGACUUGUGCAAUCACCAGGUUCGGAGUUGGCUUCUGCUACACGCUUUGCUACGCGGCUCUGGUCACUAAGACCAACAGGAUCCACAGGAUCUUCAAUAAAAAGUGCCAUAGCCCUCACAAGCCGAAAUACACCAGUCCGAAGUCGCAAAUUGUUAUUACGGGGCUUAUUACUUCUGUGGAAGUUUUUAUCAAUGCUCUGUGGCUGUACAUUGUACCCUCGUCGAUUUUGUAUUCGUAUCCUUCAAGAGAUACUAGGAUACGCAUCUGCAGCGGGCUUGAUGAUGAAAAAUGCCCGGAUGGAUUCAACGAAACCAAACACAUUGCCUUCACGAAUUACACGACAUUGAUACUCUGGUUAGCGUUCGUGCCACUGUACCUGGCGUUCACCAGUAAUGCAAUCAGAGUUGUUACACUGGCGCUGUCACUCUCUUUGAGCGGAAUCGCCCAACUUGGGUGCUUGUUUUUUCCAAAAGUUUAUAUCGUGCUGAUGAAGCCGGAGAAAAACACGAAAGAACUUGUUAUGGCCCAUCACAGAAGUUCCUGUUAUUUGUCGUCAUCCGCAGCGACGCCAAUUGUUGUUCUCAAUGGGAAUUAUUUGAAAAACAUUCAAGGUAAUGAAUCAUUACUAAGAUCAUCACGUAAUAGUAGUACAACUUCAACUUUAUGUAAUACAAAGCCAUUGAUUGAUAUAAAUACGUCGAACGAAGCAAUUAAUGAAAACACCGAGUCAGAAUUAAAGCUGACGUAG